CAUAUCUUAUAAACAUUUUAAAAAAUCUGAGAACAUCUCUUUUUUUUACUUGAGGUCAUUUUUGAGAUUUCUUUUUGCUUCAAAUUAAUAAACUUGACUAAAUAAAUCUCCGCUCAUGAACUAUUUUCAUAACGUCUAGAAUUUCUAGCGCGAAAAAAUGAUUUUUUUUUCGAUAUUAGACAUUAUUUACUAUUAUAUUAUUAUGAUAAUAGUAGAUUCGAAUGCCAUUCAGAAAAUCAUCGAAAAACAAACUAAAUAUAUUUAUAUCAUAUAGGUUAAGAAAUUCUACGAAAGAAUUUGUAAGUUAUAUUAUAUCAAUUCGAUAUUAUUGUUCUUAUUUUCAUUAUUGCUUUAACAAAUAUAUUUAAGUACGAUAAUAAUUUCUUUUCGUUACUAAGAAAACAGAUCUAAAAAUAAUUUAGAAUUCGGAAAAAAUCAAAAAAAUUUUUUUUUGAUAAACCUAUAACGAGGUUUCAUCAUUUCAAUGAAAGUUUUUUUAGUCUAAUGAAACCACUCAAUGUAUUACAACGAUAUUGCAUUACAAGUAUCAAACAUGCCUGAUGAAUGAUAGUUUAUGCUUAAUUGAAAAAAGGAUUUACUUUUAUAAAAAAAAAAAGAAAGUUGUACAAUUAAAAGAGCAGCUCAGAGACAAAUCCUAAUUAAUGUAUUAUAAAGAUCGUUUUUCAACCUCUAGCAUGAAAAACUUAAAGUGCACACGACUUUAAGCAUCUUAAUAUUUCAUUUCAUCAUUUUUUUUCCUUCUUUCGAACAUCCUAUAUCAUACGAAAAUGAGCUGAAUAUCGCUGAAAGAAUCGUGAGAUCUCCUUUUCAAAUUCUAACACUAAACUAGAACAUAGAAAUCUCCUUAGAAUUUCAUAUUAAGCAGUUUUCUCUUCCUCGACAUCGAAAGCAUUUCCUUACGAUGUGCUUUUAUUUAAAGACUACGUUACAGAAACACUGUCUCAUUUAUAGUACGUCCUCGUGUAUGAGAGACAAAAAUCUCUUCGAUAAUGACGAUCUCUUUUCUGUUUCGUUCAUUGUAAUAAUUCCUAAUAUUUCAGAGAAGGCGUCCUGGAUACUGAUUAUGAUCGACAUUUGUGUACUAAGCAAAGAUGAACAACUACACUCUAUCUCUCUCCAACUCCACAUAACUCCAGUCCUAUUUUCUAAGAUCCUACUCCAACUUCAAUUUAACUUCAAUUCGAGUCGGAUUUUACAAAACUGAACUUCUGCCAAAACACUCUUAAAUACACAUAAGUAUUUGAACAUAAUUAAAUCUACGAUUGAUAUAAAUUAGUAGCAUAUUAAUUUAUUGCUUUAUAAACUUUCUCAUAAAAUUCAAAGAUAGGCACCUCCAUUCUGUCCUGUUCCUGCUCCAUUUUCACUCUGAUGAGAAAAAGCAUCAACUUUGGAGUUGGAAUUGCCCAUCUCUGAUAUCAACCAUUUCAAAAUACUUACUCCUCAGAUCCUCCUGAAUAUAUCCAUAACAUGCGAGCUUACAGAAGACUUCUCAGAACAAGUACUACAUAAGGAUUAUACCAUCAUUCUCAUAGAAGAUACUCAUUAUUUUUAGAUUUUCAGAUUUUGACAGAGUAUCUUAUUUAGUCAUCGAAAUUCUCUUCGAGAACUCUUAUACAAUGGUUUGAAGAUGGUGUUCAUCAAAAGUUACAAAUAGCAUUUUAGAACACUUUCUUUUCAAAGCCCAUAAAAUCCAUAGAUCCCAAUGUUUUUCACUGAAGAACUCCGUUCGAAAUGACAUCCAUCUUUUCAACAUUUGCAAAAGUAGAAGCCCUCUCAGAUUACAUAGAUUCGCGUGGAAUCCUCUCAACUUUGUUCAAUUUCGCCUGUAUCCAAACCUUCUCAUGAUCUUACUCAGGAUACAUCACGGUUGUUCUUUGAACAGCUUCACAUAACUUACCAAAAGCCUUAUAAAAUUUCACCGGCAUUCUCUAUGCAAAUACUUAGGAGAUUCUUCGGCAGAUCCACAUUCAUCAUACAGAAAAGUCAUGUAUCCUUAAAGUUUCCUAAAAAAUAUAGGGAUUAGGUUUGAUAUUUUGUUGUUCAACGAUUUGAUAUUCUUGUCACAAGAUACAGAUAGAAUCUACUUUGAUGUUCAUAUAAAUGAUCAUUCUGCCAAAAAGAUUCUGAAUUCUUGCAAUUCUGAAAAAAAUCCUCAGAUCUCUAUGUUUUUCUAUCAAAAACUUACAUGGAAUUAGUAUUACUCUUUCUUGGAGAACCUUCUUACAACAAUCUCCAGGUAUUAUUUUUAUGAUCAAUAAGAUCUUGGCAAGAACUAGAAGUAACAUAGAUGUAAGAAUCGUUACCAAAUCCUUUUUUUCUCACAAGAAACUAGGAAAAGACUUCUGAAUUUUUAUCUGCGAAACGAGCAUUCUCAAAGAGGAAUGUCGUAUUUCUAGCGCUUGCUCUCACGAGAGAUGAAAUCUCUUCAACAACGACGAUUUCUUUUCUUUUUUGUUCAUUGUAGGAAUUCUCAAUAUUCCAGUUGAUACCCGAUGGGCCCAGAAUGGAGUGACUGUUGCUGGUGGUCAUGGAGAAGGCAGUGCCACCAAUCAACUCAACAGCCCUUAUGGUCUCUUCGUUGAUGAUGAUCAAACGAUAGUCAUCGCUGACUACUACAAUGAUCGUAUCAUUCAAUGGAAGAUGGGUGAUACGAAUGGACAAGUAGUAGCUGGUGGCAAUGGCGAAGGAAAUCGAUUGGAUCAAUUGAAUGAUCCAAGCGAUGUAUUGAUCGACAAAGAGACGGAUAGUCUCAUUAUUUGUGAUUCAGGGAAUCGACGAGUCGUACCAUGGUCUCGUCGUAGUGGUACAACUCAAGGAGAAAUUUUCAUCAAUAACAUCGAUCCUUAUGGAUUGGCCAUGGAUGAUCAGAGAUAUCUCUACAUCUCUGACUACGAAAAACAUGAAGUAAGACGAUAUCAAAUAGGAGACAAGGAUGGAACUCUCGUGGCUGGUGGCAAUGGCAAAGGUGCUGGUCUCAAUCAACUCAACUGGCCGACCUACAUCUUUGUCGAUCAGCAACAGGCUGUCUACGUGUCAGAUUGGAACAAUCAUCGUGUAAUGAAAUGGAAUAAAGGUGCAAGAGAAGGAAUUAUCGUUGCUGGAGGUCAAGGACAAGGGAAUGCUCUGACACAGUUGUAUCAUCCUAAUGGGCUCUUCGUCGAUACGUUGGGUACCAUCUAUGUGGCAGACUCGUGGAAUCAUCGAGUGAUGCGUUGGCCUAAAGGAGCGAAACAGGGUACUGUCAUUGUGGGUGGAAAUGGUCAAGGAGAAGGAGCAAAUCAGUUCACCUAUCUCCGAAGUUUGUCUUUCGAUCCUCAUGGCAAUCUCUAUGUCGUCGAUUUCGGGAAUAAUCGUGUUCAACGCUUUUCAAUCGAAUAG
This is a messenger RNA of Rotaria sordida, 3399 nucleotides long. The record is from the annotation of a GenBank genome assembly. Lineage: Eukaryota; Metazoa; Rotifera; Eurotatoria; Philodinida; Philodinidae.